AUGCUACUCCAUAGGAGGAGUACGAAGGAGAACAAGCGGAAGGAUCCCAUUGCUUUCGUCUGCGGCGUCGGACAGACGAUGUCCACACGCUGGCUGGAGCUGAAACGAGGCAGGAAAAGGCCAUAUAUCUACCGACAGUCGGGGGAUAGCUCUUCUGCUUCAUUAUCCUCCUGUUCACAGGGACGAAACGCACGACAUGGGAAAGGAUCGAAGGAUGCGAUUGUGUACCAGGCAGAGGAAGAUCUCAUCCGCCAGAUUCUGCCUUUGGGCGCGAUGCUGGAUACCGCAGGGUUACAUUGUAGUAACCCAACCCAGCGGAGCCAGCUACGCUCGGCAGAAGUACGAUGGUGGCCUGAACGUCGUUUCGUACAGGAGCUCCUGUUAGACGGCGAGUCUAGCCUUCCAUGGCCGUUUCAAUGUCCAUAG
Molecule: messenger RNA, 426 nt
Organism: Monascus purpureus
Lineage: Eukaryota; Fungi; Ascomycota; Eurotiomycetes; Eurotiales; Aspergillaceae
Source: the annotation of a GenBank genome assembly